Epinephelus moara (kelp grouper) is the source of this 2533-nucleotide messenger RNA. RefSeq lists its product as uncharacterized. The coding region runs from base 199 to 1176 and encodes 325 amino acids. NCBI's taxonomy places the organism in Eukaryota, Metazoa, Chordata, Actinopteri, Perciformes, Serranidae. The transcript has 5 exons. The record is from RefSeq and is a predicted model, not a curated record.
GAAUGCCCGCAGCAGCAGCAGAGAGCAGGAGGAGAGCAGACAGGCGCACUCAGCACAAUGGUGAGACACACACGACUGUUGAGACAACGGUGAAUUACUUAGGUUACUGUGACCGGUUUAUUAUAGGUAGCAGUGUUUGACACUCAGAGGGGAUGUCUGGAGUUUGAAGAUGAAAUACGGCUUUGUGAGGAGUUUCACAUGACUCCAAACAACAGAUCCCAACAGCAACCUCUGCGCAGAAUGACAGCAUGUCUCUUAGGUAAAAGUUUAGGAAGGUGGAGGAGAGGAUGGUGUGCCACAGCGAUGAAGACCCUGUCGUCUAAUCAUGCACUGAAGCCCCUGGUUCCCACCCUCUGCCUCGUGGUGGUGGUGAUAUACGGCCUGGCGGACAAACUCCGCAACUUUGUGGCCGGCAUCUUCAUCCCUCAGUACCACUACCCCUAUGCGGUAGCUCUCUGCUUUGCCCAGGUUCUGGUCUCUCUCUUAGUCCUAAACCUCCUCCAUGUCCUGGAUCUGGUGCCUCUGAAGCACUACUCCAGGUCCCUGGGUGAGAGAGUGCUGGUGCCUUCUAUCUGUAACAGCGUCCAUGCUGUGCUGGCCAUGUGGGCCAAGGCUAGCAGCUCGUACGCCGGGCUCUUUCCCCUCAUGCUGCCUCUGCUGCCCAUCGUAACUGUGGGCUUCAGUUUCUCUCAGAAGCUGGUGUCUCUUCCAUCUAUCCACAUCUGCAUCCUGAUUUCCAUCCUGGGUGGGACGUCUUUUGUCAUCACAGCCUCCCAGGGUCUGUCAGGUGUUGAGCCUCUGGAGUACAUGUACGCACCUCUGGCUUUAAUCCUUCACAGUCUCUCUCUGACUUGGCUGGCUAAAGUGUCCGAGGCCGAGCGUCGCCACUCCCCUGAUGCCCAGGCCUCUGUUUUUGACAUCUACUACACCCAGCUGGUCAACCAGAGCUGGGUGCUGGGCCUCCUGUGGCUGCUGCACCCGGACAGUCCCUGGCAGGUGUUGAGUCACGGCAGCUGGCAAACCCUGCUCUUCCAUGGGUACCUGCUGGCUAUUCUCCUGCUGGGGAUGGUGCUCAACUUCCUGGUCAGUAUGUCGGCUCUGUGUGUCUCGCCGCUUGCUGCUGCACUGCUGCACUCGGCAAGGCAGAUGAUGCAGCCGUUCCUCCAGCUUUUGUAGUUUCACUUGACAGGACUGAGACAAAUGAUUGACUGUUUUGUACUGUAUCAAUGCAACACACACAGAUUGCAAUUUAAUCCACAUCAGUGUCAUUUUAUGUGAAGAAACACAAGUUACAUCGCCUUCUUUCUUCCAUUAAACAUGAGAUAAAAUACAGAACAUCAGCACCGAAGCUACAGGCAUUACACCGUUACCAUGACAGUAUCAUGAAACCAAUUGACAAGCUUUUGAUUUACAGUGGGUCCAAAAGAAUAAACGAAGACCAGUGUUUAUCUUUAUCUCUUCUGUAAUUAACCAUGACUCAGUUGACACAUCAUUUAGCAAAUACAUAAAUGAAGACUUUUAGAUUGUUCUUAUUUUAGCUGCAUUAUAUAUUUAUUUCAAAUACUAAAUGUAAAUGCCCUUAAAGGAACAGUGUGUAAGAUUUAGGAGGGAUUAAGUGGCCUCUAGUGGUGAGGAUUGCAGAUUACAAACAGCUGAAACUUCUCCUGGUUAGAUUUCCUUCAGUGUCCAUUGUUCUGGAGGUUUUAACCAGGAGACUAAAGCCUAGAAAAGCCUCAGAAAACACUGAUCAAAGCAGUUUCAUGUUAAAAAAAAAAUCAGUGUUUUUUCCAAUGUCCUCAUCAUAGAGGGGCUGCUAACGAAAAAAUGUAAAAACACGAAUGGCCUUGUCUAGAACCAGUGUUUGGUUUGUCCAUUCUGGGCUACUGUAGAAACACGGCAGUGCAACAUGUCGAUCUCCGUAGAUGAGGACCUGCUCCCUAUGUAGAUACAAACAGCUCAUUCUAUGGUAAUGAGAACACAACAGUUCUUAUUUUCGGGUGAUUAUAAACCAAUGUAAACAUAUUUAUUAUAUUUAUUUUUUUCUGCCAGUACAUUCCCCUAAAUCCUCCACACCUUAAUGCAUCUCUUUCUCUAACAUUGUCACUUCUGCUUAUGCCGUUGCUUACACUGUGUGAGAACUUUGAGGACUAAUGUUGCAAAAUGUUUGCAGGGGAUGAGAUAAUGUCAGAGAGCUUAAGCGGUUGGGCACCUGUACAGGACAGGAUGCAGAAUAAACAGAUCACCAAACCACCUAAACAAACACUGCCUGUUCCAGUUAGGUGAAGAACGUUGGGUACUCUUUAUUAAAAACAAUGACAAACCAGGGCCGGAGUGUGAGAGCAGCAGAUUUAAAACCAGUGACAAUGACAGAACAGCAGCAUGAGUCAAACAACAACAUUAUUAUUUUAGUGUUGAAGCAAAUAGCAAAUCAUUCAUUAAAAACUGAGGACAUUUGAGGAUAAACCUGAUAAACAAUUAAAGAGUUAUUAAUAGUGUAAGCAGACUUUUGGACCCUCCUGUAAAUAUGUCAUCA